UGUGCUCAUUUGCUGCUGGCCGUGUCGGAGAGGGGGAGAUGUGGUGCUGGCCAGUCUGUCAGUAGGGAGAGCAGUGAUGGUUGACCCGGUAACGCUGGCUGACUGUGCGACCCCCGUCUCCAUGGCGGCCCCGGCGCCCGCGGUGAUGGUGACCCAAGAGGCAGGAAAAUCUUCGUUGGCCAACAAGAACGGGAAGAAGGCGGAUUCAGGAUGCCUCGGAGGCGGACUCUUCUCCUGGUUCAUGGUCAUUGCCCUGCUGGGAGUCUGGACCUCAGUGGCCGUGGUCUACUUUGACCUGGUGGACUACAAGGGUGUGAUGGACAAAGCCAAAGACAUUCAAAUUAACCUAUCCGAGAGUUUGCAAGGUAAACUGUCGGCCUACGACGCGGACGGAGACGGUGAUUUCGACGUGGAGGACGCCAAAGUGUUGCUCGGCCUGAAGGAGAGUGCCGUCGCCCCGGCAACGAAGAUGGAGGCCGCCGCUCCGGUGGAGCAGCCCGCUGUGGACGCCCCCGCUCCGUCAGACCAAGCUGUGAUCGAGCCGGACCCCGUGGAGGUGGAGGAGGAGAUCCAGGCGGAGGCUGCAGAGGAGGUGCUCGCCCCCCCACCAGUGCCUGAGCAGGAAGCGGAAGAGGAACCUCAGCAGGAAGUGGAGGCCCCAGAACAGGAAGUGGAGGCCCCAGCCCAGGAAGUGGAAGAUGAGCCUGAGGUGUUCGAGGAAGACCCAGAGGUGCUGGAGGAGGAGGAGGAGGAGGAGGAGGAAGCUGCUGCCAUUGAGGAGGAGGUCCAAGAGGAGGAGGAAGCUGCUGCCAUAGAUGAGGCCCCUGAGGAGGCUGCACCAAUAGAGGAGGCCCCUGAGGAGGCUGCUCCCAUAGAGGAGGCCCCUGAGGAGGAAGCUGCUCCCAUAGAGGAGGCCCCUGAGGAGGAAGCUGCUGCCAUAGAGGAGUAUGAGGAGGAAGCUGCUCCGGUAGAGGAGGAGUAUGAGGAGGAGGCCCCAGCAGAAGAGGAGGUGGCCCUUGAGGUUGAGGAGGUGGCCCCUGAGGUUGAGGAGGAGGUGGAGGAGCCUGCUGCUGAAGACAUCAUGGAACAGACCCUGCCAGUUGUAGAGGAGGUGGUGCUGGCUUCACACAUAGAGCAGGUGGUGCUGGCUUCACACGUAGAGCAGGUGCAGGCAGCUGAAGUUGAGGAGGUGCAGGCAGCUGAAGUGGAGGAGGAGGAGGUGGCUCCUUCUGACGAUGCUGUCGAGGAAGAAGAAGCCGUAGCCGACCAGCCCGAGGAGGAGGAGGAGGAGGAGGCGGAGGAAGAAGUAGCAGCUGCAGAAGAGGUGAUGCCAGAAGAGGAGGAGCAGGAGCCAGCAGCUGAGGAGCAACUGGAGACCACUGAAGAAGAAGAAACGCCAGAAGAAGCUGAGGAGGCGGUUGAGGAGGUGGCUGCUACAGAAGAACAGAUUGAGGAGGAGGUGGCAGAAGAACAGAUUGAGGAGGAGGUGGCAGAAGAACAGAUUGAGGAGGAGGUGGCAGAAGAACAGAUUGAGGAGGAGGUGACAGAAGAACAGAUUGAGGAGGAGGUGACAGAAGAACAGAUUGAGGUGGAGGUGGCAGAAGAACAGAUUGAGGAGGAGCUGGAAGAAGAAGAUCAGAUGACGGAGGAAACGGUAGAAGACCUGGAGGAGGAGGAGGAGGAGGAGGAGGAGGUGGCAGGAGAUGAGCCCAGAGAGUUUACAACGGAACAGAGCGAGGCAACGCCCACAGAAACGUAAGAGUCGGCUGUCGGCACGGCAACGGAGCAAGGGACCCACUGAAGUUGCGUCGUCACUCUGUCUGAGCGUGCUCAAAACGACGCUGCUCUCUCCACCUCUGGAAGACGAGAAGCGUGGCCGCGGCAACAUUCGUCACUAACCUCUCUCUUGCUCUCGUUCUCUCUUUCUCUCUCUCUCUCUCUCUCUCUCUCUCUGUUUCUCUGGCUCUCUCUCAUGUCUGUCCUUUGUCAGUUACUUUGACACCUUUGUUUGAUCCCUCUUUAUCUUUUAAUUCCCACAGUCAGAUCUGGAAAACGGGACAUGUUCUGUUUCCUGUCAACUGGUCGGUCUAUUCUAGACCAGUUCAUUCCCGAUCGAUCUUUUCCAGAUCAGAUCAUUCCAGUUCUUUCUAUUCUAGGUCCACCACACUUUCUGUUCUGGAAAUUGAAAGCGGAGUUAGGAGUGUCUCCAGAACUGUUUGAGCCAGAACUAGAGACUGCUCUGGAGCUCCAGCUCUAUAGAUCCAGACAUCUUAGCUCCUCCCCACAGAGGGCGCUAGAGACUUCCAGAAGUUUCCCAGCCCAGCCUACGUAGCUCUGCUCCUAGCCUAGCACCUCUCUACAGAACUUGCUAGGCCAGACCCGGAGGAGCUGGCUCUGUGGGGGGCAGGAGGGGGGCUCUAUGCAACGCUACGGUGCUCUUUACCUCUCUCUCUCUGUCUGUCCCUCCUAGCUCGCCCAGUCUCAUAUACCACUCAGUAUCUGUUGAGCCAUACAUGCAUGGGGUUACAGGGAGGUGUGUGUGUGUGUGUGUGUGUGUGUGUGUGUGUGUGUGUGUGUGUGUGUGUGUGUGUGUGUGUGUGUGUGUGUGUGUGUGUGUGUGUGUGUGUGUGUGUGUGUGUGUGUGUGUGUGUGUGUGUGUGUGUGUGUGUGUGUGUCUCUAGAUGCUGUUUUCUAUUUUGACAACAUAACUAACACUCUAGAUAAAAUUUAAUGUAGAACGUGUUUUUUUUAUUAUACGUUUCAGAUGUAAAUGUCACGUUUUUAGUUUACCUUGUGCUGUGAUUUGAACCACAAUAUACUAAUCAUGCAGCGAAACUCACCUGCGUGUUAGCUAGCCUAGCUCACCUCACCUAGCCCUUCUUACUUAGCCUAGCUAGCUCUCAGCCUAGCAAAGCCAACGUGUGUUAAACUCUUCUUGGGUGUGAUUAUGUUCUGUCUUAGUUCGGGUCUCCGCCACAUUCUGCUCAUAAGACAAAACGGUGGAUGUUGUUCUGUUUUUUUUGUCAUUUGUUUGAAGCGUGUGUUUCAUGACGUCAGCCCUCUACUUGGUUUUCAGUUUUUUGUUUUCUUAAUUUUUUCAUAAUGUUUGUUAGUUUAAUAAGUUGUAGGAUAUGAGCUCACUUCCUGGAACCAUCCUGGGGUCACACGUCUACGCUCUGUCCAAACUGGACUGUGAUUGGCCCUUUUUAGAGUCCCAGGUGGCUCCGCCUGCGAUGAUGAUGAAGAUUCCAGUAUGGUUUCCGGGGAAGUGAGCUUUGUGUUUUUAGAUUGUUUUUUUGUAAUUUUGUUUGUAACUACAGAUGUGCUACUCGUGACAUCACUGUGACAUCAAGCUGAGGUCACCUGACCGCCACAGGUUAGACGGAGUGGAUUCAACCGAGUGUCGACUUCUGGCAUGUUCUGAGCAGGGAGGCAGGGCUUAACACCCAUCAGUUGGUAAUCGCGUGUUGAGUGACCCUCAGCUGUGGACAACUCCAGACCUUCAUAGUAAAAGUCCUGCUGGGUUUUCCUUCACUAGACCUAUGUUGGACUCCAAAUACCAGAGAACUUUUAUUUUGACAGCCUGCAGCUUUUCACCUGUUGGUUGUUGGUUGUUUCGGGGUGUUUCCACUUAGGUCCUCAUUUCUACUUCCUGUUUGUGAGUCAAUGUGAAGUUUUCUGGUUGUUUUUUAAUAAUGAAAUAGAAUUUUUUUUCAAAGUAUGAAAUAUUCUAGGUUUUCAAAGUGAACAGAACGGGAAAUACAGAUGUACGGAUACAAUUUCUUUGAAUUUCUGGCAGUACAUACUUUUCAAAUCAGAUAUUAUGGAAUGAAACUAUUUUCGGGGUUGGGAGGGUUACAUUUGAUACAAGCAAUACAAAAGAGACCGAGCUAGUUGAGCCCGGCCUAGUUGAGUCUUGGCUAGUUGAGACCAAAUGUCGCUGGUUCACCAGGUUGAAAUGCGUUAAGGAUACCCAACGAUGAAGAAAGUUCCAAUUGCAACUGAAGACAUGUGAUUAUGCUGACCAAUAGGAACCGAGGAUGUGUCCUUUAAUUAUACUGACCAAUAGGAUCUGAGGAGUUAUGGUCUACAAACAGAACACUACGAAUGCUAGGACGGGGAUUAAAUUAUUAAUAAUUGAUGAUACAAUGGAAGGUUGUAAAGAAGGACUUGUGUCAAAGUUCUGUUCUGGGAGUACAAAAUAAAACGGUUUGGGACAAAUAG
Gadus macrocephalus (Pacific cod) is the source of this 4224-nucleotide messenger RNA. RefSeq names its product aspartate beta-hydroxylase (gene asph). The transcript is spliced from 11 exons. Gene Ontology annotation, cellular component: endoplasmic reticulum; membrane. Gene Ontology annotation, molecular function: peptidyl-aspartic acid 3-dioxygenase activity. The coding region runs from base 77 to 1759 and encodes 560 amino acids. NCBI's taxonomy places the organism in Eukaryota, Metazoa, Chordata, Actinopteri, Gadiformes, Gadidae. Gene Ontology annotation, biological process: peptidyl-aspartic acid hydroxylation. The record is from RefSeq and is a predicted model, not a curated record.